Messenger RNA from Porites lobata, 408 nucleotides. NCBI's taxonomy places the organism in Eukaryota, Metazoa, Cnidaria, Anthozoa, Scleractinia, Poritidae. The record is from the annotation of a GenBank genome assembly.
AUGCCGCCAAGAAAAAAGAAAAGGUCGUGUCCGUUUUCGUCAUCGAAACCGAGAGCGAAAAAGAAAUCGAAGAGCGAGUUUGACAAAGAAUGGGCCGCACAGUUGGCGGAGAGCGAUAAGGGCUCAUUUUAUCAGCAAGAGAAGUGGCUCGAGGAGUUGGAUAUUCAGAAAAGCAAAAAUGCUGCAGUUACUGAGAGUGCAAGCUGCUCCAAAAUCCAGCUUGAAGAACCAGAUGAAGAAAGCCAAUUAAGCUCAUCGACCCCAUCUGCUGAUGGAACGUGGAAAACAAUAAGCGGUCGAGCUAUCGUAUCGAGCGAAAAGCUGCUUGAGAAACUGGACGAGUCUGUAUCUUGUCGAUUUUGCCAGGGAAGAGUCCAAGUCAUGGAAAAUGUAGCGACUAAGCAUUGA